Bombyx mandarina (wild silkworm) is the source of this 887-nucleotide messenger RNA. RefSeq lists its product as uncharacterized. Gene Ontology annotation, cellular component: respiratory chain complex I; membrane; mitochondrion. The record is from RefSeq and is a predicted model, not a curated record. NCBI's taxonomy places the organism in Eukaryota, Metazoa, Arthropoda, Insecta, Lepidoptera, Bombycidae. Gene Ontology annotation, biological process: mitochondrial respiratory chain complex I assembly.
GCAAUUUGUCAAUUUGCAUUCGAACUGUAAUAUUCGAAUUCGAAGUCUACUAUUACAAUUUCUAUAAUUUCAGAUGUCUAAUGGAGAAUAUCGACAAGUAUGGCGCAUUGUUUUUAGAAAUUUCAUUAAUUCACUUAGACCAAAACAGGUUACUGGAAACAAUGUUGGUAAAGAUUACAUAGGUAACACUUAUUUUGAAAUACCUGCUAGUCCAAGUGAAGGUAAAAGAAAGCCAUCACGUUGGUAUGAUCCACCUAAAGGUCAGGAUUUCCAAAAUCCAAUACCAGCCGAAUGGGAGUCCUGGUUGAGAAUGAGAAGAAAAGAACCACCAUCAGAAGAGGAAAUAGCAAAAAAUGUUGCUAUAGCCCAAAUAAAGAAGGAGAAUGCUGCUAAAAUUGAAAUGAAGAGGCUUGCAGAGGGCGGAUCUCUCCCGGCAGUUCCAGAGAGAGGGCCUCAGUCGUACCCAACUUAUGAUGAAUAUUCUACUGGAGACUCAGAAGGUGUCCACUCAAACAAAAAAUGAAAUUGUAGUUAUAAAAUAUUAUGGAAAAACUUAUUCAAAUUGCACAAGUAACACUAUUUGUAAUGAUGUUUAAAGCUGUUUGUUUUCAAUACUUGUGUAUGAAAGACUCAUUAAAAUGUAGAAAUUUUGCAACAUGUUAAUUAAUUGCAGUUAAAUUAUGCUAUAAAAAAUAUUACUAACUUAAAUAUUAUGGGUCAUAAAUAUAAUAAGCACAUAGCUGUAACUUAACAUUAAAACAAUAAAAUGCAAGGAACACUUUAUAGUAAUUUCAGACUUGCAAGAUGUUCUUGUAGAUAUUGGUUACUAUGUUAAAUGAUUGUCUGUGAUGUAGUAGUAGUAGUUAGUAAAUUGUUUUGUUAACUUA